CGCAAUCUUUUGACAUGCACCCCUCCCUUUGAACCGAAAGUAUAUGGCAUAAACUUUUUGCAUGCGGAUUUGGGGUUCUCAAUCAAGAAAAUUUUAAUAAUUUGUAGUCGGAAAUGAUGCAAUAUGGGCGUAUUUUAUCAUUUUUUCACCAAUAUGAAAAAGUAAACUUGGACGAUUUUAGAGAGGAAUCGCGCCGGGUGCACCCCUCUAAAUCCGCUUGUGACAAGCAUCGUUAUGAGCUUUUUAAAUUGUGGCUUCAGUUGAGCAAUUCUUCAGGACUAUACUAAUAUUUGAGAAUAUAUGACUGCAAUAUAUUUGAUACAAAAGCAAGAUAGCUUGAUCAAACUAUCGAACAAUUCAGUAUGCGAUCGUUUUUUUAAUUAUGUUUUGUUUCCACUUUGAUAGAAAAAGGAUCUAAGCCAUGUUCGUUGUGGCUUAUGCUGUAAUUCCAUUUCACGCGAUGAAAAUACACUUGUUUAAAUGUGUCGGAACAUUUACAUCGUGUGAUAAUAUAAACGAAAAUUCAAUUCAGAUUUCUUAUUAUGAUGAUACUGUUAAGUCGAUAACUUAAACUUAUGGGGAAACUAGAUAAUGCAGUUGUCAGCAUACUUUAAUGAUGAUAUCAUAAAUACACACUACACGUCCUAGUUAAAUCACAUUUGUACUGAAAGUCAAGUGGUUUAAGUGUCAAAGUAGAUUCAUAAUAUACUCUAUUUGCUUAGGAAUACUACAAAAUUGCUUCACUUGUUUGCACAACAUAUGCACACAUGGUAUAACGUAUGCAAUACAAAUGUGUGAACACAAUUUGGCGGUAUGUGCAAAACAAAUAAAACACGAAAUUGAACACAAGUGAGGAAGACGGUUCAACAGCUGUAUGAACCAAGAGCUGUAAUGUACGCAAGGACUGAAAAGCGUAUAAUAGUUUCCGUGUGUGGUCGGAAAUAAUAAGUCCAUCUUCCUUGGAGAAGAUCAGCGAUACUCGGUAAGAAAGGGCCGAGCGCACCGGCGUCAUGCACUGGAUAACACUGGCUAUCGUGGCGGGCGUCUUUGUUGCCUACCUGCUAAUAGGAGCCGCUGUGUUCAUGGCGCUUGAGCGGGAACACGGCGUCAGCAUGGCGGCGACCAGGGAGCGCCACUUCUGGGAGUUCAUUGAUAAUAACACGUGCGUGAGUCCAUCGGAGCUUAGCGCAUUUGUCAACAAAAUGAUACGGACCCACAGGACCGGAGAUGGCGGACUUGGAAGAGCAUAUACCGGAAACAGUAGCUGGGACUAUGGCCCGUCCAUCUUCUUCUCUAUAACAGUCGUCACCUCCAUCGGCUACGGUGACGUUUCACCAUCGACAGAGAUUGGGCAAUUAUUCUUCAUUUUUUAUGUUCUGUUCGGCGUUCCACUGACCGCAGUGUUCUUAAAGGGCGUCGGGGAAAAGCUGGCACAGCCGUACAUCCGGCUGCAGCACAAGCAUUGGUUCCCAAGACAUCGGAAGGCAGAGAGAAUUAUCAAAAUGUUGAUCUUUACAAUCGUUUGCUUUGUGCUUUUUGUUGCAAUGCCAGCUGCGGUAUUUAUUACAACAGAAGACUGGACAUUCUUGCAAGCAUUGUAUUACACUAUUUCAACACUGACAACGGUUGGAUUUGGCGAUCUUGUACCAGGCGAGACAAAAGAGAAAUAUGAACCAACCCGGUCUGUGUACAAAACAGCAGUCGGCGUGUGGAUUCUUAUUGGACUUUCCUGGGUAUCCAUGGUACUCAACAUCGUGGCCGCAUUCCUCAGUCGCCAGGCGGAUCGCGUAGACCAUGACGUAGACGAGCACCUACACCACAAUGACGAUCACGCGCCACCGAACGUCGAUCGAUCUUCAGAUAAUGACACAUUCGGUGAAAGUCAUUCUAAUAUACAAUGUAAUUACAAGAACAUCAGACAAUGUUCAGAAAAUGACCCAUUGAUACAGCCAGAUUCACAAAUGUUUCGAAAUUUUGCCUCCACCAGUGAUGAGCGGAGUGAGACACCUGACUUGUCAUGCAAUACAUCAAUUAAAUCUUACGACUCUUAAAAUGAAACAUAGCUUGCUUAGACUACUCCUAGACAUAUUCAUACUUACGGUUAAUUAAAAUCUUUUUCAUGCCAAUUACGGUGUUCCAUAUAGGCCUUAAAAAACUAAACCAUUUUUUUCUUGAUAACGGAUAAAUAUUUGGGUAGUUCACAUGGAAUUGUGUUUCUAUUAUCAAAUGUAAAUAAUUAUAGGUGUUUUAUUAACAUAAAAUGACUAUUAACCAUAUAAUCGUCAUAACAUAUACUGGGUCGAUUCAUUACUUUUAAAUCAUCUUCAUUAUCUAUCUAUUUGUGUGUCAUUAGUUAUACAACAUAACAUUAUGCAAUUAUUAAAAAAACAAAAAAAACAUAUGCAACUUGAACUUUAACUACUAUUCUGCAAUGGUAGAGUGUCCAUAAACACAUUUAAACGGUCGGAUGUUAAGGAAUAAACAAACAAAAAACACACUAUUUCAACAUUAAACCGAUCCCAUAUACUUUUACAAAAGUAAAUUAAAAAAAGUAGUUGAAUAUAAAAAAGCUAUUAUAGAGGGUCCUUCUAAGGUGUAUUUUUUCUUUUCCGGUUUGGGGACUGCUAACUGCUCUCAGUUCCAAGGCGGUAUAAUCAUUUAUCGGUAACGCUAUUUUGCUGAGUGUAUGGUCUGGUUGUGGUGCUUAUAUUUGUAUAUGUUGUAUUUAUACGUCUGUGUCUCUAGUUUACUGUCGUAUUUGCUCGUGCCUUGUGCCUCUAUACAAGUUUUAUUUUGAAUGUUCGUCUUCUGGGCUGGUUGGCCCUGUAGUUUCCAUGGUCAUUCCUAAAUGCAACUUCAUGUUCGAUUAUUUAUCGAUCAUCUCACAUAGUUUAGAAACCAUACGAACUAACAAAUGUUAAGCAAUUCUAUAAUUUCCACACUGUUUUGACUACAUCAAGAAAAGGUAUAUGCUAAUUAAAUAGUUAACUACACAUUUAAUUAUUUCAUAAUCGUGACGUCAUUUUUAUCAUUUGCCAUACAACAGAAAUGUUUAUAAAAGUCAAGUUUUAUGAUACAUCACGUUUUACUACCGAGUAAUCAAAGACGUUAUUCAAGCCUUUGACUGAGUGUCCUGCUGUGCAAUAUUGGAGGUUUUAUUAAAGAAAUUAACAAAACUAAUAGUUUUAUUUU
Molecule: messenger RNA, 3192 nt
Organism: Mya arenaria
Lineage: Eukaryota; Metazoa; Mollusca; Bivalvia; Myida; Myidae
Product: potassium channel subfamily K member 16-like
Exons: 4
Coding region: 1011-2051 (346 amino acids)
Biological process (GO): potassium ion transmembrane transport; stabilization of membrane potential
Cellular component (GO): membrane
Molecular function (GO): potassium ion leak channel activity
Source: RefSeq, a predicted model, not a curated record